AGAGGGAGGGGAGGAAAACUCAGAAGGAAGUGGCUUGGCCUCAACAAACUCUUAUUUGCUUCCAAAGCCAUUUUCUUCUGACCGGGCUGAGACUGCUGAUCCAAGAGGAGACACCCCAGACUCAGAAAAAACUCCUGCCUGACCCCAGAGGCCGGAGGCCGAUGCUAAGCAGACACAGCUGUUUUGAAGCCCCUCCAUGAAUCCCCGGAAGAAGGUGGAUUUGAAGCUCAUCAUCAUCGGAGCCCUGGGUGUAGGAAAGACCUCCCUCCUCCACCGCUAUGUGCAUAAGACGUUUUAUGAGGACUACCAGACCACGCUGGGGGCCAGUAUCCUCUCCAAGAUUAUCAUGUUGGAUGACACAACUCUGAAGCUACAGAUCUGGGACACAGGCGGACAGGAGCGCUUCCGCUCCAUGGUGUCCACGUUCUACAAAGGCUCCGAUGGCUGCAUCCUGGCUUUUGAUGUCACUGAUCUGGAGUCCUUUGAAGCUCUGGAUACCUGGCGGGGUGAUGUUCUGGCCAAAAUCAUUCCGGUGGAGCAGUCCUAUCCCAUGGUGGUGCUGGGGAACAAGAUUGAUCUGGAAGACCGGCAGGUGCCACAGGAGGUGGCCCAGGGCUGGUGUAAAGAGAAGAACAUUCCCUACUUUGAAGUCAGUGCCAAGAAUGACAUCAACGUGGUGCAAGCCUUUGAGAUGCUGGCCGGCCGAGCUCUGUCGAGGGCCGGUUACCUGGGAGCUCUACAGGAAGUCCGAGGAGCGGGACCACGCCUUCAUCGCUGAGAUGACGUCAUCAACGGGAAGCGCUCAGGGGGACUUGCGCCUGGGAGUGUGUGGCUGUUACUGGGUGAGAAGAGCAGAGCGGAACGUCCGGCUUUGCCAGGGUGGUGCGUGAGGGAGCGUCUCACACCUUCCCGAGGCGGCGGUGGCAUUCGUUUGUUCCAGAAUAAAGGGCCACGGAGCUCAGACAGCUCAGACAGCCACAGCCUCUCGGGGCUCUCCCGGUCUCCGUCCCCAGGGCUGGCGGCACGGGCAGCGGCCGCAUGGGGGGCACUGGGGUCCCGGCUGGGCCUUGCGUGGAUGUGAGGGUGGGUCACAGCAGGCCCUGCAGGUGGGUCCAAAAGUCCCGAUUUUAAAAAUCCCCGAUCCCAGCCAAGGUCUCCUCAGCUUUCCUGGUGACAGAGGGACCAGGAAGGUGCCACAAUAAGAGCCUCUGUUCAAAGCCUGUCUUGCUAAGAGCAAUGGAUCACCCAAGGUACAAAGGGACCUACAGAGUAACAUUUUGCUCCUCCCUGCCCCUCGCUGCAGGUCCAGAAAGGUCAGGAUUUCAAGGACAGUUAGCUCAGUGGAGUGAGCGGGUCCUGCCCACAGCAGAGCAGCACUUGGAAGACUGGGCAAUGCCUGGGGCUGUGUGGGCCAGAGCCCCCAGCCCAGGCCCAAGUGGUGCUGGGGAGAAGGAGACCCCGGCCUGUUCUCUCUCCUCACACAUCUCAAGGCAGGACUGUGCUCCCGCAGCGUGAGAGCUGGGGCUGCGCGGGGCACCCCAGUGGGGUCCGCACGGAGGGGCUGGGACUCUUCCAGGGACGGGGAGGCUGAUGGUUGGUCUGAGAUGUGGGGGCAUCCCAGAGGGACAGGCUUUAGGGAGACUUCCCCAUUCCCAAUACUAAUCCUGCCUGUUAAUAUACAUAUUUACAUUUAUAUAUUCCAUAUGUAUAACACAUUACAAAUAAAAUUCUAAUAACACAAAA
Messenger RNA from Phyllostomus hastatus (greater spear-nosed bat), 1743 nucleotides. RefSeq names its product RAB7B, member RAS oncogene family (gene RAB7B). The transcript has 6 exons. The coding region runs from base 197 to 778 and encodes 193 amino acids. The record is from RefSeq and is a predicted model, not a curated record. Gene Ontology annotation, cellular component: lysosome; phagocytic vesicle; late endosome. Gene Ontology annotation, molecular function: GTPase activity; GTP binding. NCBI's taxonomy places the organism in Eukaryota, Metazoa, Chordata, Mammalia, Chiroptera, Phyllostomidae. Gene Ontology annotation, biological process: endosome to lysosome transport; phagosome-lysosome fusion.